Molecule: messenger RNA, 1425 nt
Organism: Dictyostelium discoideum AX4
Lineage: Eukaryota; Evosea; Eumycetozoa; Dictyosteliales; Dictyosteliaceae
Exons: 3
Coding region: 1-1425 (474 amino acids)
Source: RefSeq, a predicted model, not a curated record
AUGAUACUUUGCCAAAUAAAAUCUUCAACUAAAAUUACACAAUUUGGUAAUAGAUUUUACUCUUCAACAUUCUCAAAAAAAAAAGUUUUAAUUAGUGGUAAUGACGUUGUUGGUUUAUCAUUAGCAUUAUUUUUAAAGAAAAAAGGUAUUUCAAGUGAAAUUGUUGAAAGUACACAUACGAAAAUAGAUGAUACAGGUGUUGUUUUAACUCAUAAGAAUUUACAAACAUAUAAAGAUUAUGUAGGGGAUAGUUUGGUUGAAAGAAUUACAAAAAAUGGUAAUAGAUUGAAUAGCGCUGGUUAUUUUGCAAAGAAUGGUGACACUUAUGGAGUUUUAAAUUUUACAAAAUAUUCCAAAUCAAAAGAUGAUAUUACAAUGUUAUCAACCACAGAAUCGAAAUUAAAGGAAAUCUUAACACACGAAUGUUCAAAACCUUUUAAAGAAGGUGAAGGUGUUGUAUCAUUUAAAAAAAGUAUUUUUAAAAUUAAAAAAGUUCAUGAAGAAAAUAAUAAUAAUAAUAAUAAUAAUGAUAAUAAUAAUCAACCAGAUAAUAUUUAUAUAACAUUUACAAAUUCAACAAAUAAAAAUUAUUAUGAUUUAAUCGUUGGUAGUAUGGAUCCAACUGAAAAGAAUAAUGUUGACCCAGUUAGAGAAUAUGUUGUUGAAAAGAAUAAACAAUUCGUUGAGCCAUCAAUUUAUGAUAAUAGAACUGAGCAAAGUUAUAGUUUCAAUACAAUUGUCGAUUGUAGUUUCCCAUUGGUACCACCAUUAUUAAUCACACAAUUUUUAAAAGGUAAAAAAUUAGUAUCAUUCAUAUUACCAAAUAAAAAAGUUGCUCUAACUGGUACAUUCACUAGAGAAUCUCAAAUCACAACUGAAUCAUCAAAAUAUAAUCAAAUGGUUUCAAAUGAAUUUAAACAAAUUGAAGAUGUAAAUGUUCAUAGUAUUGUUUCAUUAUUAGAUAAUCAAAAUGAAUUAAAUCUUUUUAAAGUACCACAAACUCAUUUAACAAAUAUUACACAUAAUUCAAUUGUAUUAAUUGGUAAUACAGCAGAUUAUUUACCACAUGAUAAUGUAUACAUAACAUCAAUUGGUAUUGAGGAUGCAAAUAAAUUAGCACAACUUUUAGUUGAAAAUAAUACUACAAAUAAUAAUAAUAAUAAUAAUAAUAAUAAUAAUAAUAAUAAUAAUAAUAAUAAUAAUAAUAAUAAUAAUAAUAAUAAUAAUAAUAAUAUUCAAACAUUACUCAGUAAAUUUAAUAAUGAUAGAAAGGUUAGAUUAACAAAAUUUAUGAAAGCAAUUAAAGAAGAUCAAAAAAUCAUAUUACGUUCAAGUAAAGUCUUUUUCUUAGUUGGAAAAUUAUAUUUGAAAUUCCAUUAUCUCAGUAAAAGACAAUAUAAUCGUUUUAAAGAUUUAUUAUUUUAA